Molecule: messenger RNA, 174 nt
Organism: Sphaeroforma arctica JP610
Lineage: Eukaryota; Ichthyosporea; Ichthyophonida
Exons: 1
Source: RefSeq, a predicted model, not a curated record
GAGAAGCUACAGCAGCGAGACCGCAAAGUCGUGAAAUUGCGAGAAAGUGCACUUAAGCAUAAGCAUAGAGCAGCUGAGCGGAACGAGGAAAACCAGGCACUGAGGGACCGAUUAAAGGAGAUGCUCUCAGUGAAUAUGGCGUCUGUUGUGUCAACGCCAAAGGGCACAACGUAG